CAGACGAGUUCUAAAUCCCUCGCCAUUGUUCCCCGCUGCUCUCAAGCUCGUAGAUUGCUAUUUCUAUCUAGAUCGCUGCUGAGAUGUCGGACGAGGAACAUCACUUCGAAUCAAAGGCUGACGCUGGCGCGUCCAAGACGUUCCCGCAGCAGGCCGGGACUAUUCGUAAGAAUGGUUACAUUGUCAUUAAAGGCCGUCCCUGCAAGGUUGUGGAAGUUUCAACUUCCAAAACUGGAAAGCACGGGCAUGCUAAGUGCCACUUUGUUGCAAUUGACAUCUUCACUGGGAAGAAGCUCGAAGAUAUUGUCCCAUCUUCCCAUAACUGUGAUGUGCCCCACGUCAAUCGUACUGAUUACCAGCUCAUCGACAUCUCUGAGGAUGGAUUUGUGAGCCUGCUUACUGAUAAUGGGAACACUAAAGAUGAUCUGAGGCUCCCAACCGACGAGAAUCUACUUGCUCAGAUUAAGGAUGGGUUUGCUGAGGGAAAGGACCUUGUUGUCAGUGUUAUGUCUGCCAUGGGAGAAGAGCAGAUCUGUGCCCUCAAAGACAUUGGCCCCAAGUAGUUUGUUUCCUUUUUUCCUUUACAUGUUGGGAUUGUGUGGUUUUAAUUAAGUUUUGCAUUUUCUUAUGAGAUUGGUGUGUGAUAUUAUCACAUAUAAGGGAAUGAUUGGAGGGCCAUUGGCCAUCAUAUAUAUUAAGGAUUUCUUGGUGAUGCCUUUUGGCCCUUCACUAUCGAUAUCUUAUAUAUACUCUUUUAUUA
Messenger RNA from Andrographis paniculata, 760 nucleotides. RefSeq names its product eukaryotic translation initiation factor 5A-2. Gene Ontology annotation, biological process: positive regulation of translational termination; positive regulation of translational elongation. Gene Ontology annotation, molecular function: RNA binding; translation elongation factor activity; ribosome binding. The record is from RefSeq and is a predicted model, not a curated record. Lineage: Eukaryota; Viridiplantae; Streptophyta; Magnoliopsida; Lamiales; Acanthaceae. The transcript is spliced from 5 exons. Bases 84 to 563 code for a protein of 159 amino acids.